This is a messenger RNA of Prorocentrum cordatum, 681 nucleotides long. Lineage: Eukaryota; Dinophyceae; Prorocentrales; Prorocentraceae. The record is from the annotation of a GenBank genome assembly.
AUGUUUGUCUUGCCCGCCGCAGUCGCCGAGCAGGAACUGGACGCGGUGGCGAAGGGCCUCGCUGCUGCCAGGCUCAUCCUCAACGACGGCAAGACGCGGACCCAGUACGACCUCGACCAGCAGAGGGGCGGCGCCGGGGCAGACGUCGCAGUCGUCGCGCGCGCGGGAGAUAGGAAUGUGCGCGGCAGCUUCGCGGUCUCCGCGGUCGCGGGCGAUUUCGCUGCGUUCGCGCUCGCGGCCGUGGGCGCCGGCGGACACUUCCAGUACCGCACCUACGCCACGUACCACGCGGCCCGCGAGGGCAGCGCCGGGAAGGGCGGCGGGCCCACCGCGAAGGUGGCCGGGGCCAGCGUGCUGGGCACCGAGGCGGGGGGAUCCCUGCCCAUAGCCCUGCUCAUCGCGUUCUUGCGGCAUCCGCACGAGGUUGAGGCAGAGGGGCCACGACCAACGAGGGCAAGCUGGAUCAUUUCGGAAACGGCCAGCACAGGACGAGGGCAGCUCCUGAGAAGCAGGCACCACAUGGAGAAGGUCGUGAAGACCUCGGUCAGUCUGCAGAUCCUUGGCAGGGGGCGCGAGAUCGAGGAGCGGCAGCAUCGACAGACAUCGCGGCCGCCCAGGAUCAGCAGGACAAGAACGACGAGUGGUGGCUCGGGUGGGCUCGUGGAAGCAGUACGACUUUGA